Mercenaria mercenaria is the source of this 4231-nucleotide messenger RNA. RefSeq names its product actin-binding protein IPP-like. Gene Ontology annotation, molecular function: protein binding. NCBI's taxonomy places the organism in Eukaryota, Metazoa, Mollusca, Bivalvia, Venerida, Veneridae. The coding region runs from base 99 to 1883 and encodes 594 amino acids. The transcript is spliced from 10 exons. The record is from RefSeq and is a predicted model, not a curated record.
UCUAGCUUAUAUUGAAUUAUACCGAGGAUGCCCGAUUCGCAACAAAUCGACUUUUUGCCAAUUUUAAGGUGUAAAUGAGGAAAUUUUAGAGUUUUAUUAUGGCUGAAGGACCUGGACGCACACAGUUUUCUUUGAGACCAGAUGAUGGGUUGAACAAAUAUUUUUCUGAUGAUUAUUGCAAGUCAUUCUUCAAGGUGAUUCAGCAGCUGAGAAAUGAUGAGGCAUUCUGUGAUGUCAGUCUGCAGGUAGAGAACCACACAUUCCCUUGCCAUAAGGUUGUGUUGAUGGCAGGCAGUCCAUACUUCCAUGCAAUGUUUAUCAACAAUAUGGUAGAACAUGACAAGCAAGAUGUAGUCAUAGGAGGAGUGUCUAAAGAUAUUUUCUCAGUUAUACUGGAAUUCUUAUAUUCAGGAGAAAUAGAAGUGACAGAAGAGAAUUGUGAGGAUUUACUCAUAGCUGCUGAUAUGUUUUCAGUAUCAGAGAUAGUCACCAUCUGCUGUACAUUUCUUACAGACAAACUACAACCUGAAAACUGCAUAGGUAUCUACCUAUUUGCUGCCACUAUAUCUUGUAAUGUUCUCAAGAGAGACGCAGAGAAGUACAUAUACAAACACUUCCUGAAGGUUGCGAAAGAAGAAGAAUUUCUCAAUCUUGAAAAAGAUUCUCUUAUACAGUUUUUACUGAGUGAAUGUCUACAUGUAGAAAAUGAGUACCAAGUAUUUAAAGCUGCAAUGGACUGGAUACUACAGAAUCCAUUAGAGAGAAAGAAGCAUAUUUUCGAUGUUCUGGCACCUAUCAGAUUUCCUAUAAUAUCUGAGGCACAGAUGGACAAGUAUCUAUCUACACUCAGUGAAACUGAGUUAAGUAUUAAAAUAGCGUUACAGAAAAUAUUAAAUGACUUUAAAUCUGAGCGGAAAACUUUUGGUUUAAUAGAUAGCAAGUUAAAAUCUGUGAAACAUCAUCUUAUGGUGCCAAGGAAAUGUUCAAGAAAAAAUAUUUAUUUGUGUGGAGGAUUUAGUCGCUUGAAAGGAGAUCGAUGGAGUGAUGCUAAGACACUUAAUACUGUAGAAAGGUUCGACACAUUUUACAAAACUUGGCAUGAAUGUCCGAGUUUUCAGUUUCACCGGAGUGCUCUAGGUGCUGGUGUUGUGGAUGGGCAAGUGUGUGUUGUUGGUGGAGAAAAUGACAUGUUGAUUUUAGAUUCUGUAGAAACAUAUGAUCCUGUCACAUACGAAUGGAAGACACUUCCUGGCAUGACUUCACCAAGAUGUGGUCUUGGUGUUUGCAGUAUAGACAACUGUCUGUAUGCAGUGGGUGGAUGGGUGGGGUCCGAGAUAGGAGGUACUGUAGAGAAGUAUGAUCCAGAGCUUCAGAAAUGGACAAUCAUUUCUCACUGUAGAUCUCUCAAAUGUUGGAUGGGCAUUACUGCAGAUAAUGGGUUGAUGUAUCUAGUUGGCGGGUGCAAUGAUUUAAGUGAGGAACUUACAAGUGUUGAAAGUUUUAAUCCUGUCACCAAGGAGUGGACAAAUCUUCCUGAUUUAAACACUAAGCGCUCCUACACAGGAGUUACAGUUCUUGAUGAUUGUCUAUAUGCUGUAGGGGGUUGGAAUGAACCAGAUGGUGCUCUCAAGUCUGUAGAAAAACUGGACUUUAAAAAGGGUUACUGGGUAGAAGUUGCACCAUUAUCAACAGCGAGAGCUGCAGCAAGUGUUGUUGUUGUUAACAAUAUGAUAUAUGUAAUGGGUGGUCGAAAUGCAACACACGAGUUCACUGCUCCCUCCACUCUAGACACUGUGGAAGGGUAUGAUCCCAGCACUGACACAUGGAAUGAUUUAGGGACAAUGUUAUCUAGUCGCUGUGAAGGUGCAGCUGUCAUUAUAUAAAAAUACGAGAGUACUCAAACUGUAUCAACAAUAUGUGAUUAUUCAUGGCCUUAUUGUAUGCUAGUUUUUAGCUCACCUGUCACAAAGUGACAAGGUGAGCUUUUGUGAUCGCGCGGUGUCCGUCGUCCGUCCGUGCGUCCGUAAACUUUUGCUUGUGACCACUCUAGAGGUCACAUUUUUCAUGAGAUCUUUAUGAAUGUUGGUCAGAAUGUUCAUCUUGAUGAUAUCUAGGUCAAGUUCGAAACUGGGUCACAUGCCUUCAAAAACUAAGUCAGUAGGUCUAAAAAUAGAAAAACCUUGUGACCUCUCUAGAGGCCAUAUAUUUCACAAGAAAUAACACGUUCACCUUGAUGAUAUCUAGGUCAAGUUCGAAACUUGGUCACGUGCCGUCAAAAACUAGGUCAGUAGGUCUAAAAAUAGAAAAACCUUGUGACCUCUCUAGAGGCCAUAUAUUUCACAAGAUCUUCAUGAAAAUUGGUCAGGACGUUCACCUUGAUGAUAUCUAGGUCAAGUUCGAAACUGGGUCAUGUGACAUCAAAAACUAGGUCAGUAGGUCAAAUAAUAGAAAAACCUUGUGACCUCUCUAAAGGCCACAUUUUUCAUGGGAUAUGUAUGAAAGUUGGUCUGAAUGUUCAUCUUGAUGAUAUCUAGGUCAAAUUCGAAACUGGGUCACAUGCGGUCAAAAACUAGGUCAGUAGGUCUAAAAAUAGAAAAAUUUUGUGACCUCUCUAGAGGCCAUAUAUUUCAUGAGAUCUUCAUGAAAAUUGGUCAGAAUGUUCACCUUGAUGAUAUCUAGGUCAAGUUCGAAAGUGGGUCACGUGCCUUCAAAAACUAGGUCAGUAGGUCAAAUAAUAGAAAAACCUUGUGACCUCUCUAGAGGCCAUAUUUUUCAUGGGAUCUGUAUGAAAGUUGGUCUGAAUGUUCAUCUUGAUGAUAUUUAAGUGGGUCAAGUGCCUUCAAAAACUAGGUCAGUAGGUCAAAUAAUAGAAAAAUCUUGUGACGUCUCUAAAGGCCAUAUUUUUCAUGGGAUCUGUAUGAAAGGUGGUCUAAAUUUUCAUCUUGAUGAUAUCUAGGUCGAGUUCGAAACAGGGUCAUGUACGGUCAAAAACUAGGUCAGUAGGUCUAAAAAUAGAAAAACCUUGUGACCUCUCUAGAGGCCAUACUUGUGAAUGGAUCUCCAUAAAAAUUGGUCAGAAUGUUCACCUUGAUGAUUUCUAGAUCAAGUUUGAAACUGGGUCACGUGCCUUAAAAAACUAGGUCAGUAGGUCAAAUAAUAGAAAAACCUUGUGACCUCUGUAGAGGCCAUACUUUUCAUGGGAUCUGUAUGAAAGUUGGUCUGAAUGUUCAUCUUGAUGAUAUCUAGGUCAAGUUUGAAACUGGGUCAACUGCGUUCAAAAACUAGGUCAGUAGGUCUAAAAUUAUUAAAAUCUUUUGACCUCUCUAGAGGCCAUAUUUUUCAAUGGAUCUUCAUGAAAAUUGAUCUGAAUGUUCACCUUGAUGAUAUCUAGGUCAGUUUCGAAACUGGGUCACGUGCGGUCAAAAACUAGGCCAGUAGAUAUAAAAAUAGAAAAACCUUGUGACCUCUCUGGAGGCCAUAUUUUUCAUGAGAUCUUCAUGAAAAUUAGUGAGAAUGUUCACCUUGAUGAUAUCUAGGUAAAAUUCAAAACAUAUGUCAUGUACCUUCGAAAACUAGGUCAAUAGGUCAAAUAAUAGAAAAACCUUGUGACCUCUCUAGAGACCAUAUUUUUCAAUGGAUCUUCUUGAAAAUUGGUCAGAAUUUAUAUAUUGAUAAUAUCUAGGUCAAGUUCAAAACUGGGUCACAUGAGCUCAAAAACUAGGUCACUAUGUCAAAUAAUAGAAAAAACGACGUCAUACUCAAAACUGGGUCAUGUGGGAAGAGGUGAGCGAUUCAGGACCAUCAUGGUCCUCUUGUUGUUAAAUGUUGGAUAUGUUAUUGUCAGCAGAAUUGUUUGAUGCUUUAAGUUUAACAGAAUCACCUUUUAGCUAUCACAUAGUGGCCCAGUUGUUCAAAACUUUAACCAGCUGUUAAACUAACAAGUGGUUAAAAUUUGAUUCAAGAUGGAAAACAUUAGUUUAAUGUUUAAAUUUUACUGUAAAGACUUUUAAGUGUUCAUAUUUCUAACUUGAACAUUUGCUUUACAAUGUCUUCUAAAAUGUUGAAAUAUUAAAAAUUGGCUUAAUCACUGUUAGCUGAAUCACCAGUUAAAAUUUCAAACAACUAGGACAAUACCUUUAUGUUAUGUUUCUUCUAAUAAAAACAAGUUUGGUUUCUGUAAAAGAACCUGUUGUUUUACUAACUGAGACUAUGUAACUCUGAUUUAAAUCAA